AUGUUUUCCACGCCCAUUAACGACGAGGAGGAGGCCCAUCAAGUUUUCAAAAUCCAGGAAUACUUCUACGAACAUGACCUCGAGAAUCUUCUGACUGAGCUCAUGGUUGAGCUCGGCAGUCGAAUGCCCGAAGACCCCACCCUCUUCAUGUGCACCUACAUCCGAGAGUGGUUCAAUUGUGUCGGAAGCACCACUAUCAAGCGCCACGCUGCUCGAAGAGCUUCCACUGGCAGCCUCUCUUGCACACCAGAGAGGACCAAGGGAGGUCAGAAGGCGUCUAGUCCCAACCUGAGCUCCCUCGCUCACGACUUAUCCAAUGCCGCUCUCAAGAACAUGGUCAUGGCUAGAGUCACCAUGCAGUUGGAGAAGGAACCUUCAUCGAUCAACAGCUUCGUCAUGGAGUGGAUGGAGGAGCAUCCUACCAAAGUGCCCAGAAGGCCUAGUUUGGCACAAAGCAAUGCGGCCUCUGCUCGUAGCCGAGUCAGCACUGAAGAUGGCAACUCCAGCAUGAAAGGGUAUCUUUUCACAAACCUCCUUUGCGCACAACGAAGGUUUUCCAUAUUCCACUGA
Perkinsus marinus ATCC 50983 is the source of this 570-nucleotide messenger RNA. RefSeq lists its product as hypothetical. The coding region runs from base 1 to 570 and encodes 189 amino acids. The record is from RefSeq and is a predicted model, not a curated record. The transcript has a single exon. Lineage: Eukaryota; Perkinsozoa; Perkinsida; Perkinsidae.